Messenger RNA from Moesziomyces antarcticus, 2421 nucleotides. RefSeq lists its product as uncharacterized. The record is from RefSeq and is a predicted model, not a curated record. The transcript is spliced from 6 exons. The coding region runs from base 1 to 2421 and encodes 806 amino acids. NCBI's taxonomy places the organism in Eukaryota, Fungi, Basidiomycota, Ustilaginomycetes, Ustilaginales, Ustilaginaceae.
AUGUCGGACCUUGGGCCUCUUGCGCCGGACCACAACCCCUUUGCCGACGAUCACGAGCAAUCAGAUACGCAACCAGCUUCUCCAAAGCCUCAAGCAUCAAACCAGUCGAAGGACGUAGCAAGAUCGGCCGCGAACGACGCUACGAACGAGGAUCUUGCAGGGCUGCAGCAGCAACAAUGGCAGGAGCAAGAUACGCAUCUCGAUGCUCUCUCGGCGUCGCUCAACCGCCAGCACGAGCUGAGUUUGCAGAUGAACGAAGAGCUCGACCUGCAUCACGAGCUGCUGGACGAGUUUGAUCGCGACGUCGACAGGACGGGCUUGCGGCUAGGUGGUGCAGCGGGUCAACUCGACCGGCUCAGAAGCAGUCUCAAAGACCACAGCACCCACCCCACUAACGCCACGCGCUCCUCAUCCGUGCCACUCCGACCAUCGAUUCCUCACGAGGGUCUGCAUAGCCUUUGGGCUGGCUGUGUUCGGAUGCCCGUCGUCGAUGCCCCGCAGACUGACAAAUUCCAAACGGGCAGCUGGCCGGAAAUUCGCAGCCGCGAAAGGCAAGAGCUCUACGCCUCGUCCACUGGUGGCUGGGAACACGCUGCGGCUGGAAUGAAGCAACCUGAGCAUCGACCUCCUAAACCAGCAGAUCCAAGCGUAGCAAAGCAACCAUGUUGCACCCGGCUUCGCUUGUGGAGCGGCGAAAAGCCUCGCGAUGCUCCCUCGCUCCCCACACUCGAGGCGGCUCGGCUGUGCUUGUCACCCACGCAGGCUUCCCACAAGCAAUCCCCUUGCACUCGCUUGCUCUUGACGAGGCCUCAUCAUGCCGCUCUAGGUCGCCGUCGCUCCGUACUCGAAUCCUCCGAUGCGUCCCCACCGGCCAUUCAACCCCUGUACCAACCCCCACCCACCACCCAGCCGUCUUCCUUCUCGUCAAGUCGCACACGGAAGUCCGCACCGCCUUCGGAAGGCCUACCUCUAACCCAAAGCUACAACAGCUCCUCUGUACCGCCGGCGGCAGGCGACUCCUGCCUACAUACCGUUCCGCUCUCUGCGCGCUUCUCAAUAGACAUGCAGUCUCCACGCCUGUCCGAAUCCCUCACGAGGGAGGCCCAAGCCAACAUCUGGCAAGGCCCAGCAUCACCUCCGAGUCGCGCAAGCAAGUCGACCACACCCUCCACUCGGGCCAUCAAGAGAAAGCCAGCUCCCAAGGUCCCAUUAGAGCUCCUGCAGGAGGAGCCAACCACGCCCGUUCCCGCUCAGCAAAUGACCGUGCUCCAGGAAAGGUCGCUCAAUCUGCCGACUCACGAAACCGACGCAGCGCCGAAGUCAGCGAGUCCGAUCCCAGCCUCGCCCGCUCGGUCGCAGCAGCAGCCACAGAAGCAGUACAUUCUCGACAUUGAUGCGCCGGCGGACGACAGGAGGGCCUCCACCUCGGCCGACGCUUCUGUCCAGGAGCUUCUGCGCUCAGCCACCCUCGCUCCAAGCUCGGCUGCCGCUCGCUCUCGCAAGGGCCCUCUUCGGUGGAUGCACGACAAGGACGAGCAUGCUCCGUCCACGUCGACAUCAUCAUUGCAACCCCGCCAGCCCGCACUCAGUCGCAAGACCAGCAUUUCGGCGCAGCUCAAGCUUUCGCUCCGCAGGAACAAGGUCGAGAACCAGCCUGCCGGGCUUGUCAUCUCGGCACCCACCAACUUUGUCCACCUGAGCACGGGGACAGAGGGAGCGUACGGGAGCGUGGGUGCGUCGUCGCUCCGACGAUCGUCCACCACUUCGGCUGCAUCUCGCGACUCGUCCUUGCGUUCGUCGGUCGCUUCCAUCAGCAGCGCAUCGUCCUUCGGUAGCGAGGCUGAAUUGGCCACAGCGUCCAAGCACGUGGAUCAGGACAAGGCGCUCUACUCGCCAAGCGAGAAGAAGCACCCUCUGCGUCCACUCAAAUCGAUCCGAAGACCGUCCAAGCUCACGCUACAAGAUACCAGCCUUCCGCCCAUUCCCGCGGGGACUACGAGUCCCAAAGAUAAGCGCAAGGCGAUCUAUGCAGCGCCCGGAUCGGUACCUGCGAUUCUCGAGCCCACCACCGACGAUAUGCCGACUCCAACUGCCACUGCCAGUGCAAUCGUUGCAGGGUCGCCGGGUACUUCUCCUGCCGGAGCAUACUUUGCUGCCACACUCGACCGUACAUUGGGUCGUGCACGUCUAGAGGCAGAGAACGGCAGUCCCGAACCAGAGCUGAGUCGAAGCCCAAGUUCGGCAUACGACUCGUCGGCUCCCACGAGCAAGCGCUCAAGCUUAGCGUCGUUGCAUCAGUUUAGUUCGUUCCUCGACUUUCCCGAUAUGCCUGCGCUCUCGAGGACCAACUCGGGCGAGAGAGUCAAGCAUGACGAUCCUUGGUCCGCUCUCCAACCCCAUGAUACCGUCACUGCUGUUUAA